This is a messenger RNA of Manis pentadactyla (Chinese pangolin), 2877 nucleotides long. RefSeq names its product solute carrier family 44 member 2 (gene SLC44A2). Lineage: Eukaryota; Metazoa; Chordata; Mammalia; Pholidota; Manidae. Gene Ontology annotation, cellular component: membrane. The transcript is spliced from 23 exons. Gene Ontology annotation, biological process: choline transport; transmembrane transport. The coding region runs from base 126 to 2261 and encodes 711 amino acids. The record is from RefSeq and is a predicted model, not a curated record. Gene Ontology annotation, molecular function: choline transmembrane transporter activity.
CUUUGCUGGGAGGAGCCGUCGCCAGUCGGCACUCGGUCCCUCCCUCGGAUCCCCGCGCGUCCGGACCCGAGGGCCGAGGGGCUGGGGAGCAGGCGGGCGGCCGCCAGGGCAGAGCGCCCGCAGGGAUGGGGGACGAGCGGCAGCAUUACUACGGGAAGCACGGGACACCCCAGAAGUAUGACCCUACCUUCAAAGGACCCAUUUACAACAGGGGCUGCACAGACAUCAUUUGCUGCGUGUUCCUCCUUGUGGCCAUCGUGGGCUAUGUGGCUGUAGGCAUCAUAGCCUGGACCCACGGGGACCCUCGAAAGGUGAUCUACCCCACUGAUAGCCGAGGCGAGUUCUGCGGGCAGAAGGGCACAAACAAUGCGAAGAAGCCCUACCUGUUCUAUUUCAACAUUGUAAAGUGUGCCAGCCCCCUGGUCCUGUUGGAAUUCCAGUGUCCCACCCCCCAGAUCUGCGUGGAGAAAUGCCCCAGCCGCUACCUCACCUACCUGAAUGCUCACAGAUCCCAGGACUUUGAGUACUACAAGCAGUUCUGCGUGCCUGGCUUCCAGAACACAAAGGGUGUGGCUGAGGUGCUCCGGGAUGGCGACUGUCCUGCUGUCCUCAUCCCCAGCAAACCCCUGGCCCAGCGAUGCUUCCCAGCCAUCCACGCCCACAAGGGGAUCCUCAUGGUGGGCAAUGAGACCACCUACGAGGACGGCCAGGGCUCUCGGAAAAACAUCACGGAGCUGGUGGAAGGCGCCAAGAAAGCCAAUGGGGUCCUGGAGGCGCGGCAGCUGGCCAUGCGGAUAUUUGAAGAUUACACAGUCUCCUGGUAUUGGAUUAUCAUAGGCCUGGUCAUCGCCAUGGUGAUGAGCCUCCUGUUCAUCAUCCUGCUCCGCUUCCUGGCUGGCAUUAUGGUCUGGGUGAUGAUCAUCAUGGUGAUCGUGGUGCUGGGCUACGGAAUAUUUCACUGUUACAUGGAAUAUGCUCGACUGCGUGGUGAGGCUGGCUCUGACAUCUCCCUAGCGGACCUCGGCUUCCAGACAGACCUCCGUGUAUACUUACACUUGCGGCAGACCUGGAUGGCCUUCAUGAUAAUUCUGAGCAUCCUGGAGCUUAUCAUCAUCUUGCUGCUCAUCUUUCUACGCAAGAGAAUUGUCAUUGCCAUUGCACUCAUCAAAGAAGCCAGCAGGGCUGUGGGAUAUGUGAUGUGCUCCAUACUGUACCCGCUGGUCACUUUCUUCCUGCUGUGCCUUUGCAUCGCCUACUGGGCUAGCACUGCUGUCUUCCUGUCCACUUCCAAUGAAGCUAUUUAUAAGAUCUUCAGUGACAUUGCCUGCCCAGUUGCUGGGCAGACCUGCAACCCUGAGACUUUCCCUUCCUCCAAUGAAUCCCGCCUGUGCCCUGGUGCCCACUGCCAGUUCGCCUUCUACGGUGGUGAGUCGAGCUACCACCAGGCCCUGCUGGGGCUGCAGAUCUUCAAUGUCUUCAUGUUCUUCUGGCUGGCCAACUUCGUGCUGGCGCUAGGCCAGGUCACACUAGCUGGGGCCUUCGCCUCUUACUACUGGGCCCUGAACAAACCAGGGGACCUGCCUGCCUUUCCACUCUUCUCUGCCUUCGGCCGGGCGCUCAGGUACCACACUGGCUCCCUAGCCUUUGGCGCUCUCAUUCUGGCCAUCGUGCAGAUCAUCCGCGUGAUCCUCGAGUACUUGGAUCAGCGCCUGAAAGCUGCUGAGAACAAGUUUGCCAAGUUUCUCAUGACCUGUCUGAAAUGCUGCUUCUGGUGCCUGGAGAAGUUCAUCAAAUUCCUCAACAGGAAUGCCUACAUCAUGAUUGCCAUCUACGGCACCAGCUUCUGCACCUCGGCAAAGAAUGCCUUCUUCCUGCUCAUGAGAAACAUCAUCAGAGUGGCCGUCUUAGACAAAGUUACCGACUUCCUCUUCCUGUUGGGCAAACUUCUGAUCGUGGGUAGCGUGGGGAUCCUGGCUUUCUUUUUCUUCACCCACCGUAUCAGGAUUGUGCAGGACACGGCGCCACCCCUCAAUUAUUACUGGGUCCCUAUACUGACAGUGAUCGUUGGCUCCUACCUGAUUGCCCACGGCUUCUUCAGUGUCUACGGCAUGUGUGUGGACACGUUAUUCCUCUGCUUCUGUGAGGACCUGGAAAGAAAUGAUGGCUCUCAGGAGCGACCCUACUUCAUGUCGCCCCAGCUGAGAGACAUCCUGUUACAGAGGAGUGCGGAGGAAGGGAAGCAGACAGAAGUGGAGGACUAGAGAGGGAGGGAGGCGUGCCUGUAGAACAGGUGGAGGACCUGGAGAGGAAUGACGGCUCGGCCGAGAGGCCUUACUUCAUGUCCCCCAGCCUCAAGAGACUCUUGAACAAGACCAACAAGAAGGCAGAGUCCUAAAGGCCCGGGCCCUGGCCACCCCCACCUCUCCAGAAGUGUCACACUCGGCAGCUGGGUCCGAACCCCCAGCCCACUGGCCUUCCCCGAAGUCCAGUCACUGCCACCCUUCUACCAUCCAGUUACUGCCAGUUUCCGGAGACCUGGAGGAUUUGGGGCAUGUCCUCUCUAAGCCGUUGGAGGUUUCAUGGCAGUUCCCGCAUGACUGUGCAAGGAGUCCCCCCAGCCCUCACUGGCCUGGAUGCGGAGAAGGCUGGGAGGCCUCUGGAUGUCCGACGUGUGCUCGGAGCUGCCUCAUGCUUCCUGUCAGCCUUGUGCCAGGAAGGCGUCUGUCUGCGGGACCGCCAGCACCAAAGGCCACCGUUCACUCCGGCCAGGACCAGGCCCCCUUCUCCAUGGCUGGACACCUGCCUCACAGGCUGCCAUGUGCAUUUCUUCAUUAUUAUUUUUUAACUUGGACAUGCAUUAAAAGGUCUGUUAGCUUU